Messenger RNA from Spirometra erinaceieuropaei, 1831 nucleotides. The record is from the annotation of a GenBank genome assembly. NCBI's taxonomy places the organism in Eukaryota, Metazoa, Platyhelminthes, Cestoda, Diphyllobothriidea, Diphyllobothriidae.
AUGGCGAAAAAAGAGAAGAAGCCCAAGGAGAAGAAGCAGAAAAAGGAGAAGAAAAGUAAAAAGGAUAAGGGAAAAGGCAAGGAUGAGGACGGACGUGAUCAAACCAAGAAUGUGACGAAGAAGGUUGCCGUCUGUGGUGAUGAGGAAACAGUCCGUAAAGUGGUAUCUCAGGUAAGAAGAAUAUACCAGACUUAAGUUCCCUUAAAUCCUCAUAGUCCGGAAAGUUAAAAACGGACACUGACGGUGCCGAGGUGACCUUGAACGUUGAGAAUGGCAUGAACGGACCUACGGAAGUCGCACCUGGAGGCAGCUAUGAAGGUGUCCUCUGUGUCUACGACAUGCGCUCUCCACAAAGCUACAGUUUUCUCAAGGAGCAGGUACGAACCGGUAUAUGUUAUUUAAUCGAAACUUAGGUCAUGAACUCGGCCAAAAUCAAGGCAGGAAAUGCCUAUCUAAUGGUCGCGGGCGUGGGUCUGGAGUACCGUGGCAGCAACGAGCGGACUCUUGUUUCCAACCAGGAUCUCAAGUCUCUGGCAUCAGCAAACGGUGCAGUAUGCACAGAACUAAUUUCCUCGGAUGCCGUAAGUUGACUAUUCCACCGUCUUUAAUUUCCUAACUGGUUUCUAAACCGUUCAGGCAAACUAACAUGAUGUUGGUUGUAACAAAGUACACCGUUCUGAUUCCCUAAUUAAAUCAUAGUUAAUUCCAAGGGCCGUCGAAAGCAUCAGUCAAGGCUUAAAGAAGUGUCAAGCGACUAUGGCUUUACGAUAAAUGAUUUUUCUGUUACAUCCAGACGGCCUCUUGUUUGAUGUGUCUGCGAGCGUUAGUUGCUUAAUUUUAUGGAGGGUGGAAAAAUUAUGUACCUCUUUUCUGACAACCCGAUUAAGUGAUACGCGUGAUGCAAUAAUUGUGAACUGACAUUUAGCUUAAAAAUUUACGGAAGCAUAAUUUUUAAGAAGUGCAUUGUAGUUAACCUUUUACUUUUACAACGAGAGCUUUAAAGGUGGCAGCAUUUAAAUUGUGAUCGUAAAAUCGGCAAACAGACGCAAAGGUGUAGACUGGGAUGUCAUUAUGGAAGGUCCAAUUCAAUGCUAAUCGCCCGCUCUGCGUUGGCAGUCAUUUUCCUGAUAAAUUGUGGUAAACAUGGAAAUGCAUAUACGAUGUUAGAUGUUCUCCAUCCAGGUAAAGAUCAUGUUGAUAUAAAUUGGCCUCAAAAUUGACCACGGGCUGCAAAGCUGCCGAUUAGGAGCUAUGCCCCCUACCUACUGGUCUAUUGCUAUCACGACCAGUAAUCAUACAGAAUAGUUCAUACUGAGUGCCUUUUAGAAGAGUUACAAGAAUCAUUUGGCGGUCGAAGUAAGCUGCUUGUUAUCCCUAAUGUUAACAAUACCAAAUUUAGGGGAUCUCAAUGUACCGUGUCGUCCCUUCCAAAUUUCAGUAGGUAUUACGUUGAAAUUAUCAGUUAUUUUAAGGCAUUUUCACUGCCAGUUCAGGUGGUGCCAGUCAGUGAAAUUAAACAGGCUCCUGUCUAAUGUGUAUCAGACAAUGGCUCACAGGCUACCAUUUGUCAACGAUUUGUGGAUUUUUCCAGAAAUGAGAAACAUGUCUAAUUGUACAUAUCAUUUUCUUUCAGAAUGCAAUGGCUGAUGGCAUCCUCUCUCUUUUUAUCCGAAAAGAUCCCCAAUCCGUAAGGCAAAACGCCAACAAUCCGGAAACAAAGGAGAGCACAGAGGAGGGUGGAAAAAAGAAGAAAAAGGACAAGAAGGACAAGAAGGAUAAAAAGGAGAAGAAGGAGAAAAAGCCGAAGAAAGAGAAGAAAUCCAAGAAGUGA